Messenger RNA from Emiliania huxleyi CCMP1516, 546 nucleotides. RefSeq lists its product as hypothetical. Gene Ontology annotation, cellular component: cytoplasmic stress granule. Gene Ontology annotation, biological process: cytoplasmic translational initiation. Lineage: Eukaryota; Haptophyta; Isochrysidales; Noelaerhabdaceae. The annotation marks the transcript as partial. The record is from RefSeq and is a predicted model, not a curated record. The transcript has a single exon. Gene Ontology annotation, molecular function: translation initiation factor activity; ATP binding; RNA helicase activity.
AUGGACAACGACUACAACGAUGAGAACGCCGGCAGCCUCCCUCACAAUCGUGAUGGCGUCGGCCAGGCAGCUGGUGGCACUGAGCCCGUCGAGAAGCAGGGUCUGACAGAGGCCAUCGAGGACUUCAGCGAAAUGGGCCUGCGUGACGACCUUCUCCGCGGCAUUUACGCCUAUGGCUUUGAGCGCCCGACCCCGAUUCAGCAGCGUGCGAUCAAGCCGCUCUGCGCUGUGCGAGACACCCUCGCGCAAGCCCAGUCCGGCCAGGGCAAAACUGGCGCUUUUACCAUCGGCACCCUCCACACUCUCGACCUCAACGAGCGCGACUGCCAGGUGAUCAUUCUCUCAAACACGCGCGAGCUGGCAAAGCAGACGGCGGAGGUCGUGUCGGGCCUCGGCCAGUACAUGAACGUGUCGAGCAUGGCCUGCAUCGGCGGCCAGGCGAUGCGCGAGUCCAUGGAGGCGCUCCGGCGUGGGGUUCAGGUCGUGGUUGGCACGCCUGGGCGCGUGCUCCACAUGAUCACAAACGGCGCGCUCCGCACCGGCCGA